AUGUCUCAAUUAUCAAGUAAAUAUAGUAAUCUUCCUGACAUUGAGACCCAACCAGACGUUUAUGAAUCUCUAGAUACACCUGAAGAAAAUUUCCCUGAUACUCAAGAACUUGGUGAAGAAUUGGAAAAGAUAAGUGCUGUUGUUGAACAACCCAGUUUGCAAAAAGAUCUUAGUCGACUAUCUCAAAAUAUAAGUGAACCAGAUUCUAUAGACAAAAAGGAAGGAACAAUAAUAAAACAAGCCGAAAUGAAUGAAAAAUUAAUGGUUAUGAAUGAGUUAUAUUAUAUACCUGAAACUGCAAAAAUUCACAUUUUAGCCAAGACAGUUGAACUUGAUGGAUGUAUUUCUGCUUUAGAAAAACUUGUUGGAUAUAUUUCCAGGAAAGCUAAUAAAGCUAAUGCUUUGGCUGAAACUUCAGUUUUUGGUGAAACAAUUAAAAUGUUAACCAGUGAACAAAAUAAGCUUGAGAAAUCAUUUGAAAUAAAUGAUAUGGCGAUUCAACAAAACAUUGAAGUUGUUGAUUCACAUGUCACAGACUUGGCUGAAUGCAAAGGUAUUUUUACUAGUGUUAUGACCAUGGAUAGAUUAUGUAUGAUGCAAUAUGACAUAGAGGGAUGA
Messenger RNA from Entrophospora candida, 618 nucleotides. Lineage: Eukaryota; Fungi; Glomeromycota; Glomeromycetes; Entrophosporales; Entrophosporaceae. The record is from the annotation of a GenBank genome assembly.